AUGGCAUCAGAGCGCCGAAUCAAGUCGCUCAAGCUUCGACUACGCAGCAUUGAGACAUCCUUCAACCUCAUAAGGGUGUUUGUCGACCAUUAUCAAGAGGACACCCAGUCGAUGGAAGUUCCCGUCCGGCUGGAGAACCUUGGAGUCCUUUGGGCGGACUUCGGUAAAACCCAGGCCGAACUAGAGGCGGCCGAUGUAGAGGAUCCGACUGUCAUCGAGCUGCAACUAAAACAACGGGCACAAUUUGAGACGGAAUAUUACCGGGUUAAAGGUUUUCUUCUGUCCGUCAAUAAAAAUUCAGCGUCAUCGUACUCUCAAUCAUCUCAGUCAAGUGUGCACUUCCCUACUUCUUCUCAGAUUCGUCUGCCUGAUGUGAAGCUCCCAGUGUUUAAUGGCACGCUAGAAAAUUGGUUAAAUUUCCACGAUCUUUUCAUCUCGUUAGUGCAUUCCUCCAGUAAGUUAUCAAACAUUCAGAAAUUCUAUUACUUACGAUCGUCGUUAACUGGAGAUGCACUGAAACUGAUUCAGACAAUUACUAUAAGCGCCAACAAUUACCCUGUUGCCUGGAAUUUAUUGAUAGACCAUUUUCAAAAUCCGUCACGCCUGAAACAAGCGUACGUCGAUUCACUUUUCGAAUUUGUGCCGUUAAGAAAAGAGUCCGCAUCCGAUCUACAUUCACUGGUUGAGAGAUUCGAGGCCAAUGUUCGCAUUCUGAAGCAGUUGGGGGAAAAAACGGAGUUUUGGGACGUUCUGUUGAUUCGCAUGUUAAGUAUUCGCCUCGAUCCAACAACACGGAGAGAUUGGGAGGAAUUCUCAACGAACCAUGAAGCCAUCACCUUCCCAGAUCUAGUUAGUUUUCUCCAACGACGAGUCACCGUUCUUCAAAGCGUAGGCAACGUGCACCUAGACACUUCAUCCAUUCCGGCUUCAAAGAAACCUGGCACUCGAUCAACUAUCAUCAGCAAUGGUGCUACUCAGUUCUCGUCCCGUCAAUGCUAUGCCUGCUCGGAACAUCACCCCUUAUACCAAUGCCCUACAUUCUCCAAGAUGACCAUCGAAGACAAGGACAAGCUCGUACGACGUCAACAACUCUGUCGGAAUUGUUUGCGAAAGGGUCAUCAAUCAAGAACCUGCCAAUCAAAAAGUUCCUGCCGCAAAUGUCGAGGUCGUCAUCAUAGCCAACUGUGCAGUCAGGACACUGCUCAGGCCGAAGUCAACAAACCGAAAGCUGAGGUGACUGUUCCUAGAGAUCCCAAUCAUGUCGUCGGAGAAUGUUCAUCGUUAUCAGCAGCAGUCGGAACUCCCCUCAAGAAGGGCCACCUCAAAAGGGUGCUCCUUGCAACGGCCGUGAUCCAGCUCAUCGAUGAUCAAGGUACCACUCAUCUAGCACGAGCGCUUCUCGAUUCGGGUAGUGAAUGCAGCUUCAUUACCGAUGCGUUGUCUCAGCGACUAAAGUCUCGUCGAACCAAAGUGAAUUUAUCCAUUUCUGGGAUCGGCCAGUCAUCCACCCACGCUAGAUGCAAACUUCGCACCACCAUACUUUCCCGUGUCACCACCUUCUCGACCAUCGUAGAGCUGUUAGUGUUGCCUAAACUCACCUUAAAUUUGCCAUCUGCCUCACUAGACAUCUCGCAAUGGAAUCUACCGCAUGAAAUAAAGCUAGCUGACCCUAAUUUCUACCAAGCCAAUCCAAUCGACGUCGUCCUAGGUGCAGAAAUCUUUUUCGACUUGUUCAAGCCUUCGGGAAGAAUCCCUCUUGGUGAUUCAUUGCCUGUUCUUGUCAACUCCGCUCUUGGAUGGGUAGUUUCGGGAAAGGUCACAAACUUCAACGCGGUCAACCCUGUGGUAUCCAACCUUGCAACCGUAGCAGAGGUUUAUCAGCUCAUGCAGCGAUUCUGGACCAUCGAAGAAGAAGAUUCAGCCCCUUGUGUGUCGGUGGAAGAAGCAGCCUGCGAGCAACACUUUGUUCGAACCGUCCGACGUAAUCCAGAAGGUCGCUACGUAGUGCGACUGCCCCUCAAAGAAUCCGUAUCCAGCAUUGGCGACAAUUGUAACAUUGCUCUACGUCGAUUCCACAUGAUAGAAUCUCGCUUGAAACGAGACAAGGAUCUACGAGCUGAGUAUCAGGAUUUCAUGACACAAUACGCCGCCCUCGGUCACAUGCAACGAGUAGACCAUACUUCUCAUUCCAUCCCGCAGUACUACCUCCCCCAUCACGCAGUUAUUCGAGAAGAAAGUUCUACGACAAAAGUGCGAGUUGUCUUUGACGCCUCCUGCAAAUCGGUGACUGGGAAAUCGUUGAACGACGUACUUAUGGUUGGCGCAGUCAUCCAAGACGACCUGCGAGCCAUUAUCUUACGAACUCGAAUCAAUGCCAUUUUGCUUAUCGCCGACAUCAAACAGAUGUAUCGGCAGAUCCUGGUAGACGAACGUGAUACGCCUCUUCAACGAAUCCUCUGGCGAAACUCACCCGACGAACCCAUCAGCACUUUUGAGUUGAGAACUGUGACGUACGGUACUGCUAGCGCACCUUUUCUAGCUACUAGGACACUACAACAACUGGCAGACGAUGAAAUGGCGGAUUUUCCAGUGGGUGCAGCAGUUCUCAAAAGAGAUGUCUAUGUCGACGACCUAGUGACCAGCGGCAAGACUCCCGAAGAGCUGAUAGAAGUGCGGAAUCAACUCGAUCAGAUGUGCAGGCGUGGAGGUUUCGAGUUUCGCAAAUUCGCGUCAAAUAUGGAAACUGUUUUGGAGGGCAUACCUUCCGAAAGACGGGCGCUGCAGUCUUCAGUUGAGCUGGCUGCUGAUCAGUGCAUCAAGACCUUGGGAUUGCACUGGGAGCCAGCUUCGGACCACUUUCGCUUCCAAAUAAAUCUACCCAAACAAUCGCAAUCCACUCAAAUCAGCAAGAGAUUGGCCCUUUCUCAGAUCGCGCAGCUCUUCGAUUCUUUAGGCUUGGUUGGACCAGUCAUCGUCACAGCAAAGGUGUUUAUGCAGACUCUAUGGAGCCUCAAAUCCGACGACGGCAAGGCGUGGGGAUGGGAUCAACCAUUGCCACCUUCUCUAGCUACAUACUGGCAAGACUACUACUCGCAGCUGCCACUUCUGGAGCAGCUUCGAAUUCCUCGCUGUGUCGUGCUGCCACAUUUCGAUUCAAUCCAACUGCAUCUGUUCUCUGACGCUUCGGAACAGGCCUAUGGGGCUUGUGCAUAUUUUCGAUCAACGGACCCCUCUGGUGCUGUUUCAGUCGGCCUGGUUACUGCCAAAUCGAAGGUGGCUCCACUGAAAAGGCGCAGCAUUCCUCGGCUUGAACUUUGCGGAGCACUCGAAGCCGCCCAGCUAUACCAAAAAAUCUCCUCAGCCUUCGGUCGGAAAUUUCAAACGUUUUUCUGGGUCGAUUCAACAACGGUGCUUGCUUGGCUAAAGGCGAGUCCAUCAGUUUGGACAACAUUUGUCGCUAACCGGGUCUCCAAGAUCCAACUUGCGACGGACGGUACCACCUGGAGUCACGUAUCUGGUCAACAAAAUCCAGCCGACCAUCUCUCGAGAGGCAUCGACGCAAAAACAUUGAUUUCCUGCAGACUCUGGUGGCAAGGACCUGAUUGGCUGCGCUCAGAUCAAUUUGUGGAGCAAACAUCACCAUCAUCUUCGUUUGAAACUCAGCUGGAGUUUCGAGCAUCUAAACCCGCUGGACUUAUGACCACCACCACAACAACAUUCCUGGAUUCCUACAUUGAACGGUUUUCGAAGUUUCAAACAAUGCUGCGCGUGACAGCCUUCUGCAUUCGAUUUUGCCACAACGCUCGAAACAAGGAGCCGAAUCGACGGCUCCAUGCUUUCCUAUCGACCACAGAACUCCGGAAAGCCGAAACAGUUCUCAUCCGUUGGGUGCAAGCUCAGGAAUUUCCUGACUAUGUUGCAGCACUUCGAGCGUCCAAGCCAGCGCCCGCUAAAUCAAGACUUCGUUGGUUCACUCCUUUCUUGGAUUCGGAACAGGUGAUGCGGGUAGGAGGAAGAAUCGACCGAUCGCCGCUGAACUAUGAUACCAAGCAUCAAAUCUUACUUCCGUACCAUCAUCGUUUCUCUUCGCUACUGGUUGAGUGUUACCAUGAAAGACAUUUGCAUGCCGCUCCACAACUACUCAUGGGAUUACUCCGUUUAAGGUACUGGAUCAUAGGGGCCAGAAAUUUGGCCAAAUCCAUCGUCCACCGCUGCAUAAUUUGCGUCCGAGCUCGCCCUAAAUUGGUGGAACAAUUUAUGGCAGAGCUCCCGAAGGAACGCAUUGUCGCCACCCGCCCUUUCACUGUUACGGGAAUUGAUUAUUGGGGUCCUAUUCUGCUGAAACCGCCGCAUCGCAGAUCCGCUCCAAUCAAAUCAUUCGUAGCGGUGUUCAUUUGCUUCAGCACCAAGGCUGUGCACAUCGAAUUGGUUUUCGAUCUUACCACAGCCAAAUUUAUUCAGGCCUUGCGACGCUUUGUCGCUCGUCGUGGCCCGCCUUCCGACAUCCAUAGCGAUAAUGGCCGAAAUUUUCUAGGCGCUAAGAACGAGCUUCUUCGACUCCUCCGCAAUCCAGAGCACACCGAAAAGCUGGGAAUCGAAUGUUCGGAUUGCAACAUACGUUGGCACUUCAAUCCGCCAAGAGCAUCCCAUUUCGGUGGAUUGUGGGAAUCCGCUAUUAAUUCCGCUCAAAAGCACUUCAUCCGAGUUGUCCGUGAUCGUCCGCUGGCCUACGACGAUAUGCACACUCUCCUGUGCCAAAUAGAAAGCUGCCUAAAUUCCCGCCCACUCGUUGCAUUGAGUGACGAUCCGACCGACUACGAGCCUCUUACGCCUGGACACUUCCUAGUCGGCACCUCCUUGAAAGCUGUACCAGACGACGAUCUUUCCGAAGUGCAGAUACAUUCCCUGAAGAAGUGGCAACAGACGCAGAAACUAUUCCAGGAUGUUUGGCGACGCUGGCACCUGGAAUAUUUAACAACUUUAUCACCAAGGUCAAAAUGGAUCAACUCACCUGUAACGAUAAAGGAGAAUCAGCUGGUCCUACUCAAGGAAGAAGGAAUUCCACCCAUUCGCUGGCCAACCGCAAGAAUCAGUAAGAUUCAUCCCGGCGAAGACGGAAUCACCAGAGUGGUCACUCUUCAAACUCCCAAAGGGUCCUGCACUCGACCGGUGGCGAAAAUUUGUUUGUUGCCGAUUGCACCACCACCGGAGGAAUCAACUAUCACCGCCGGCGCUGAGCAACCAACAGCACUUCAGAACAAAAUUUUCUUCGCGCAUCACGGACUACGAUUCGAGACGACGGCAGAAAGUAAACAAACAACAUCUACACGCUCCGAGGAAAAACCACAGUUCUACAAUGAUUUCUACGCGAUGGAUGCUGUCAGAAACAGUGUUUCUGAAGGGGCCAAGGUACUUACCAACGAUGAUGAUCCAGAUUCCGUCAAUCCCGAACCGGCCCAGAGACGCAGUCAUCGAGCAGGAGAAGCUUAUCAACGCUACGUGGCUAACGUAGCCGUUGAUGAUGAGGAAGAGCAACUUCAAAUCGUCAGCAAGCUCAAGGGCCAAAGGGACCGGGAGACCACCGUAGCCAUGAAAAAAACGAGAUUCGGGCUGAACGAAUUUUCGAGGCCGAACAUAAGUGCUGCGGUUGGCGUACUAAGCAACUAUCAAGCAGCCCUGAAUGAGAGCGAGAUUUGGGAAGUGGUUAGCUUAACCCAGGUUACAGGAAACCCAUUCUGUUUCUCGUACAAAUGGGUCUUCUGUAAGACAACUAUCGAAAAAGCCCUGGAGAAGUACGCGUCAUGGGAGGCGGUUGGCUUACCCUAG
Messenger RNA from Uranotaenia lowii, 5826 nucleotides. RefSeq lists its product as uncharacterized. The record is from RefSeq and is a predicted model, not a curated record. Bases 1 to 5826 code for a protein of 1941 amino acids. Gene Ontology annotation, biological process: DNA integration; proteolysis. Gene Ontology annotation, molecular function: aspartic-type endopeptidase activity; nucleic acid binding. NCBI's taxonomy places the organism in Eukaryota, Metazoa, Arthropoda, Insecta, Diptera, Culicidae. The transcript is spliced from 4 exons.